Messenger RNA from Oreochromis niloticus (Nile tilapia), 4561 nucleotides. RefSeq names its product solute carrier family 7 member 3a (gene slc7a3a). Gene Ontology annotation, biological process: amino acid transport; transmembrane transport. NCBI's taxonomy places the organism in Eukaryota, Metazoa, Chordata, Actinopteri, Cichliformes, Cichlidae. Gene Ontology annotation, molecular function: amino acid transmembrane transporter activity. Bases 1 to 1947 code for a protein of 648 amino acids. The transcript has 11 exons. The record is from RefSeq and is a predicted model, not a curated record. Gene Ontology annotation, cellular component: plasma membrane.
AUGGCCAGCCAUCUGUCCACCUUUGGCAAAAUCCUGCUGCGUCGCAGGAAACUAGACUUGUCAAGUGUAGAGACCCAGUUCGCCCGCUGCUUGUCCACCCUGGACCUCAUUGCCUUGGGAGUGGGCUCCACGCUGGGUGCCGGUGUCUACGUCCUCGCCGGUGAGGUUGCGCGAGAGAAGGCGGGACCCGCCAUUGUGCUCUGCUUCCUCAUCGCCGCUCUGUCCUCCAUGCUGGCCGGCCUGUGCUACGCCGAAUUUGGCGCCCGUGUCCCUAAGACGGGCUCUGCAUACCUGUACAGCUACGUGACAGUCGGAGAAAUCUGGGCCUUCAUAACAGGAUGGAAUCUCAUCUUGUCUUAUGUCAUAGGUACAGCCAGUGUAGCCCGGGCUUGGAGUUCAACCUUUGACAACCUGGUGGAACAAAAGAUCUCGGGCUUCUUUAAAGCCUCCAUGGCAAUGAAGGUGCCAGGCGAGGUGCUGGCAGAGUACCCGGACCUGUUUGCCCUCAUCCUGGUGCUGCUGCUCACUGGACUUCUGGCCUUUGGCGUGAGUGAGUCGGCUCUCGUGAACAAAAUCUUCACUGGGAUCAAUCUGGUGGUUUUGGGGUUCGUUAUUAUCUCUGGCUUCGUUAAAGGGGACACUAAUAACUGGCAUCUGACAGAGAACGACUACAGGGAAUUCAUAAACGGCACCAAUGGCAGCAGGGCGCUGAAGUUGGAGGAAGAAUACGGCACUGGUGGGUUUGCCCCAUUUGGACUUAAUGGAGUUUUGUCCGGUGCAGCCACGUGCUUCUAUGCCUUUGUGGGCUUUGACUGCAUUGCCACAACAAGCGAAGAGGCAAAGAACCCCAUGCGCUCCAUACCUAUUGGCAUCGUGGCCUCACUGCUCAUCUGCUUUUUCGCCUACUUCGGCGUGUCUGCCGCUCUCACCAUGAUGAUGCCGUACUACGAGCUGAACACUCAGAGUCCUCUGCCCGAGGCCUUCAGCUUUGUCGGCUGGGGUCCUGCUCGAUACAUCGUGGCUGUCGGUUCUCUCUGUGCUCUGUCCACCAGCCUCUUGGGCUCCAUGUUCCCUAUGCCCCGUGUUAUUUACGCCAUGGCAGAGGAUGGGCUGCUGUUCCGAUUUCUGUCUAAGAUGAGCGCUCGCACAAAGACCCCUGUCCUGGCUACCAUUGUUUCUGGUAUUAUUGCGGCUCUGAUGGCCUUUCUGUUCGACCUGGCAGCUCUGGUGGACCUCAUGUCCAUUGGAACCCUUUUGGCAUACUCUUUAGUGGCCAUCUGCGUCCUCAUUCUCAGGUAUCAGCCAGGUACCCUAAAUUCACCCAGCCAGCUGGAGAAGCUUAUGGAGGAAUCGGAGAAGAUGCCUGUGAGCGGAGGGGAGAGUGGUGAUGAAUAUGACAUGGAGAUGGAUCAGAGGCCACUAAAAGAGACAUUCAGCUUCAAGCUGCUCUUCUGCCCAAGUGGAAAGAUCCCCACAGUCCUGUCUGGGAAAAUUGUCUACGCUACAACUGCUGUCAUCUCGGUUUUGAUGACUGUCCUGUGCGUCAUCCUGGCCAACUGUUUGCCGGAGCUGCUCGCUGGAUAUUCGGGUGUGGUGGUGCCGUGCGUGAUUUUAGCGGUGCUCUGUGCCGUCUGCGUGAUCAUCAUCUGGAGGCAGCCGGAGAGCAAAGAGGCUCUCACCUUCAAGGUUCCUCUUCUUCCCUGGUUGCCCCUGUUCAGUGUUUUCGUCAACAUCUACCUCAUGAUGCAGCUGGACUUGGGUACAUGGUGCCGCUUCACCGUCUGGAUGGCUUUGGGUUUUGCCAUUUACUUCUUCUAUGGUAUUAAAAACAGCAACGAAAGCGGCAACAAGCCACCCCCACGCAAAUACGAGCUCCCCGUGGAGAACAAUACCCCGAUUUACAAGGGUGCCCCCAACAGUGACGUGGAAGCAGGCAGCAGCCCUUGAUGCAGACUGGCACAGACCUGGGGGAGCGUUGCAGAGUUUCCACACUCAUGUUUGGCCACGUGGUUAUAGCCAAAUGCUGCAGUGUAGGCGGCUUGGAACACUGCCCUGGGUUUGAAGGGAGGAGAGGCAAGAAAAUGCGACACACAUCUUACCUCUGAUUUUUAGAGGCUGAUUUAACUUGAUGGUUAGACACACUGACGGAGCCACUUCUCACUAUGUGUCCGUUCUAACCUGUUUCUCCUUAGCCUUAGCCCUCUGGAGACAUUUCGCUGCCUAUGAGAAAAUGCUUUGAAUGGACCCAACUAACACCUAUGAAGUCAUGUUUUCAGUUAUCAGAAGCCGUAAACUGGAAGAAUGUUACACUUCUCAUGUUUGCUUCCUUUUCCGUUACUCCCACCCCCCCAUCCGGCCACAAAGAACCACAGUGUAGAUCACUAUGAAUUAUGACUUAAGCCAGUCAGUUUACAACUGUCAGCUACACUUCAAGUUUUCUUUUCUUUUCUUUUCUUUUCAUUUCUUUUCUUUUCUUCUCUUUUCUUUUUUUUUUAAUAAGCAGAAGGUGCAGACGCACUGUCCGUUAACCACCACAAUCUUUCUGUAGAGUUCACCUUCCCUGCUUGUUUGCAUCGGCCUGUUUUCUAUGCCACACAAGGGGCACUGACGCUGUCAGGGCCUCGGUGCAUUUAGGUCAGCAGCACGCGACGGAUGCCAUCUUACUCACUGUGCAGUUCAGUGUUGGAGUUGAAGUACAUGCUUUACAGAUUUUAAGGAGUUCAUAAAGACACUACAGCCCUUGUUGGCCCCAACCCCAACUCCCAGAGACCCACCUUACAGCAUGUGUACACGAAAUCAUUGUGGAAUCGGUUAAAUGCGCCCGUUUUGUUAUUUUAGAAAAUUAGAUUUUUUUGGUUUGCAUGUAGACUGCAUUCCUACACAUUUUGAGGCCUUUGAUUUUAACCUGGUAAAUUCAGGUUGUAAGCAAAGAGAAAGUAAAGUCAAGGUAACAAAGGAAAGCAGGAGUUGUGAGAUUUUUGUUUUGUUUUUUCUCCUGUUUUCUGGUAUUUAGAGGAGGAUACCCCAUCAUCCAUGUGUUUGGUUACAAAUGUCUAUUUUCCCACCCAAAAGCUUUUUCCAAUGUCAUGGAAAGCUCUCUAUGAAUUUUAAAUGAUCCGCGUAGACUUCCUGACAGAACUGCACCUGUGUGCCUCUUACCCUCGUCGCCCGAUCCUGUGAUGGAUACUGAGAGUAUUUUGGUGUCUGGGAGCUGGGGUUGUUUUCUGAUAAAGGACCCAUAUUUAAUCACUACUAAAACACAUUUUUAUUUUUAUUUUUAUUUUUUAAUCUUAUCACCUUUCUUUUGCUUUCUACUUCCUUGUGAAAACGAAGUCUUCUUGUUUCCUUUUUUUCACAAAGGUUCUUGUUUAGUUUCAAUUGAAACUUGUUCUUGGCAGCUUUGUCUGUUGAGUACCCAUCACAUUUAUCAUUUUAAACUUUAAUUUUACUGCAUUUUUUUUCUUCCUUGGUAUAAAAUGUUAAUAUUUAAAUGUUUAUAGUAUUGUUUGCUUUCUCUUUUUUUUUCUUUUCAUAUAAACUUUAAUCAGUCAGUCUGCUUUUUAGAUGUUAAUGUAUUUUAAUUGUUACAUGUACAGUUUAGAGUGCCGAUCCCUGGGGCCUGUUUUGUUUUAUUUUGUUUGGUUGGGGGGUUUUUUGUUUUUGUUUGACGACAUUUUCAACAAAGACAAUCGUCACAUGAUUUUAAUUGUACUUCCUGACCAAAUGAUCUAGUUUUUGGGACCCGUGCGUUUUCCAGAAACAAGGAGUGACCCCUUAAAGCUGGUCUAUAAAUUAUGUUUCAAACCUAUUUUUGCCCAUGUCAAUAGUCAGUAACUUAUUGUUAAAAGUAUUUGUUUUUUGGGGGGGGGGUCCUAGUAAAGUGCUUUACUGUAGAGUGUACAGUAUUUGUUUAAAACUGUAUCUUUAUUUGUAUAAUGCUGUAAAUUAUAUGAAUUGUUUCUCUAAAAUAUGACCAAUUAUAAUUUGAUACGGUGAGGGUUUGUAAAUGACACUUGAAGGCAUUUCACGAACACUUGAUGCUGCUGGAAGCCACAUGGAGGGAAAAAAAUCCCCUUUUUUCUUCAGAUAAAAUGGUCCCAAAGAACGCUUUCCCAUAAGACAUGACGGAACUUGAAAAUUAGUGGAGAGGGGAGUAGAUUUGGAUCUUUAGAUGUUACUGAAGUAUAAACUGGUGCCUGGAAAAAUAAAAACCCAUCUGUCUGCCUGUGGAAGGCGCUGCGGCUGCUAAGAGACUCAGUACUUUCAGUGUAAACCCCGCUCUACAUUUUAAUGCUGCUUGCUGGAAAUUCAUUAUCUGAAGGUUUUGUGACGUGGCUGUGCCUCGUGUCACUCUGAGUUCUUUACAGCCAGCUCCUGUGCCUUUCACAAAAGGAAAAACAAUCAUCUCCUCUCUCUCUGCUGGCUCAUUACCAGCAGCAAAAUAUUUCUUUUAUAUCCUGUACAUAUCGCUGCCAUGUAUAAAUUUAGCUGUAUUCUCAGUGUUUGUUUGUUUUCUUUUCUUUCUUUUUUUUAAAUAAAAGUGAUUGAUGAUUACACCUGA